Messenger RNA from Elaeis guineensis (African oil palm), 1248 nucleotides. RefSeq lists its product as uncharacterized. The record is from RefSeq and is a predicted model, not a curated record. NCBI's taxonomy places the organism in Eukaryota, Viridiplantae, Streptophyta, Magnoliopsida, Arecales, Arecaceae.
GCGAGAGAUGUAUACAACAAGGUCACUCUUUGUCUUGAAGAAUUCUCCUGGAAAUGGCUUCCAACAACCAUCUGUCGACGGUCCCAACUCUGGUUAUCUCCUGCUAGAAGAGGAAGAACCCGACAAUACUGGAGCUCCAAGCUGCUGGAGGCAACGCGAAGAAACUCAGCUUCGGGAUCUUCCAUUCCCCCAGGACAGUAUCCUCACCGUCAAAUACUCUCCUCAACAAGGAGAGAAAUUGAAGUCUAAAAGUGCUGUUGUCGUCUUCAUCCCAGUGAUUAACCAACCACUCUCUUCCAACCGAUACUAUGUAAUCAUCGCCAGAGGAAGAAACAAAGGGAAAGCUUAUACGUGUUCUACAGAGGGUAUGAGCAUUUGUUGUUCACGCGGUGGCACAAAUGAUGCGAAACCAAGAGCUUUCGAUCACAGAGACAUGUACCAACAAGUGGAGAUUGAGUGCAAGAAUGGUAGAUUUCACGCCAAGUCUGUUGCUCCGGACGGGAUCCCCCCAUGGUUACUAGGAAGGAAGUAUUGGAAGGUUUACGCUUCAAAGCCAAAGAAUUAUAAGUUAGAUGAGGCUUCGGGAAUUGACGUGGCUCUUCAUGCAUGUUUGCCGAGUUUGAACUUCCCAAUAUCUAUCGAAGAAACUCCGAAGUUUGUCGUUGGGAGGUGGUACUGUCCAUUUAUCUUCGUGAAGGAAGAGAGGGGGUUGGGAAAACAAAUGAAGCGUUCCAUGUUCUAUGAGGUAAUUCUUGAGCGAUUCUGGGAAGAAGUAUACGCAUGUGAGAAUCAAAAUGGAAAAGAGAAGGUCGUGGAAGUAAACGCUCUCAUAGCAAGCGAGAUGUUUUUCUUGGAUGGUAAGGAAGUAGUGCAGGACAAUAAGCCCCACGGGGAUGGGAUGAUAUGGUUGAAGCCUACUGACUCCAAAGGAAGGGGGAUGGGACUGAGCUUGGCAAUAUGGGAGAGGAUUAGAUGGGAGGAGAUGAGGAGAGGUUGGAUUGGUGAUGAAGAGGUGGAGAGGAUUGUGAGGAUGGAGGAGCAUGAAGGGAAGAGUGGGUGGAAGAAGUUUGCUUGUUACGUGUUGGUGGAGAGGUUUGCUUUCUGGAGGAUGGAUGGGAGCUUGGCGUUAUCUUUUGAAUUUAGACAUGCCUCUAAGGUUCGGACCAAAUGGGAGUAGAGGUUUCUUUGCCAUCCUUCAAAACCAAAUCAUAUCAUGUGGAUCAUGGAUUUGUACCACUACUACUAUUC